This is a messenger RNA of Adineta steineri, 1731 nucleotides long. The record is from the annotation of a GenBank genome assembly. Lineage: Eukaryota; Metazoa; Rotifera; Eurotatoria; Adinetida; Adinetidae.
AUGUCGGCAGUGACAGUGCCAAAAUCUGAUUUUACAGUUUCAUCAUUACUUAAUUCAUCAAAUACCAAUACCAAUACGAAUACAAAUACGAAUACUACUAAUAAUAAUACAAAUAUUGCUGCUAAUGUUACAGCAAAUUAUUUAAAUUUUUUAAAUAAAUUUCGACCAAUUGGCUUUCCAACACCAUUAUCGGCAGCAAGAGGUCUUUUAGCUCCUCCUCCACCUCCACCACCACCACCACCUCCAACUUCAUCAUCAUCAGAAUCAAUGCAUCGUUCACAGGAUGAUGGUAUACAUGAUGAUCCGAAAGCUGAACUUGAAAGUAAAGAUUUAUGGGAUCAAUUUCAUCAACAUGGAACGGAAAUGGUAAUCACAAAAAGUGGAAGACGUAUGUUUCCACCUUAUAAAGUUAAAACAUCAGGUCUUGAUAAACGAGCUAAAUAUAUUCUAUUAAUGGAUAUUGUGGCAGCUGAUGAUUGUCGAUAUAAAUUUCAUAAUUCACGUUGGAUGAUUGCUGGCAAAGCUGAUCCAGAAAUGCCGAAACGGAUGUAUAUUCAUCCUGAUUCACCAGCAACUGGUGAACAAUGGAUGUCAAAAAUAGUUUCAUUUCAUAAACUUAAAUUAACCAAUAAUAUUUCGGAUAAACAUGGAUUUACAAUAUUAAAUUCAAUGCAUAAAUAUCAACCACGUUUUCAUAUUGCACGUACCGAUUCAAUUGUUGAUUUAGGUUGGUGUCCAUUUCGAACAUUUAUAUUUAAAGAAACGGAAUUUAUUGCUGUUACAGCCUAUCAAAAUGAAAAAAUUACUCAACUUAAAAUUGAUCAUAAUCCAUUUGCAAAAGGUUUUCGUGAUAAUGGACAAGGUAAACGAGAAAAAAAACGAAUUAUGCUUAAUGAUCAUCAUCACCAUCAUCAUCAUAUUCAUCAUACACAGCAUGAUGAUUCAGAAGAUAGUGAUGUAUGUGUUGAUGAAUCAACAACAACAACAGCAACGACAACAACUACAAAUAAUCCUAGCAAUAAUAAUAAUAAUAGCAAUAUUAAUAGUUUAACUAAAUCAGAAGAAACUCCAUUACAUAGUUUAUUAUUUGCUGCUGCUGCACAAGCUCAAGCACAAAUUAAUCAUCCAUUACGACAUCAUCCUUAUGCACAUCCACAUCAACAUUAUUUUCAAUAUCGAAAUUUUCUGUUUGAACAGCAACAACAACAGCAACAACAAGCUGCUGCAACAGCAUUUCGUUUAGCCAAUCAUAAACGAGAACGUGAAGAAGUUGAUGAUGAUGAUGAUGAAGAUAAAGAUACAGAUGUUGAUUCAAAUAAAAGAGUUAAACGUGAAAGAUCGAACAGUGCAGGAGCAACAAGUACUAGUAGUAGUUCAGAUGAAAUAACAAAUAAAUCUUCAAAACCAACAUCAUCAUCACUAACAGCAACUACAAAUGAUGAAAUUAUUAAACCAGAUCCCUUAGCAAUGUUUAAUUCAAAUAUAAAUCCUCAACAACUUUAUUGGUUUUUACAAGGUAAUAAUAAUAAUGCAACACUUCCAACAACAUUACCAACAAAUCUUACAGCAAAUGAAUGGUAUGAAACAUUACUAUUACAACGAAGAUCAACAAUUCCAUUACCACAAAUGAUGCAACAUCAUCCGUUUUCAAAAUUAUUUGCACGUACAUUACCACCAUUAUUACCAAUUCCACGAAUGACUUCAUCAUCAUCAUCAACAAGUCCGAAAUAA